Messenger RNA from Yamadazyma jaroonii, 678 nucleotides. The record is from the annotation of a GenBank genome assembly. Lineage: Eukaryota; Fungi; Ascomycota; Pichiomycetes; Serinales; Debaryomycetaceae.
AUGGGUAGUAAAGUAUCAACUGCAAGAACAUUGGGUAAAUUACCCAUUAAAACGACUUUAGAGAGAUCUACUGUCAACCAGCUACCACCAAAGCAAUUGAAAGAACGAUUCAAUGGUCAACAAAACACAAACCCCGUAGAAAAUCAAACUCAACCUGAUGAUAACGUAAUGGACAAUAACCACAAUCUCAUUGGUAAAGAUGGACAUGACCCAGAUUUCAUCAAUGUUUUAAAUCAUCUUGGAAGAUCUAUGAAAGCUGUUGAUUCAAAUGAGAUAAAUAAUUCAGAAGCCGUCAACCAAUUAAAGAACAGAGAGAAGAUAUAUCAAGCAAAUAAGGAAAGAGAGGAUUUGAUAGAUCCUAAGAAACUUUCAACUAUCUUGAGUGAUUUGAAACGAUAUGAUGAACAAACCAUCUUAAGGGAAAACAACAUAACCUGGGGUAACGUAUUAAGACAUUUCAAAGUUGCUGAUACUUAUAAAGAGUUUAAAGAAACUAAAAAAGGAGAAGUUGGUCAUGAAGGUGUUAGGAAUUCCAGAACAUUACAAGAUUCUGAUUUCAAACAAGGACGACAAUCAGAUAUGAUUAAUCAAAGUGAAGAUGGGGGUAUUAGGGAUGACAUAAAUGAAGAACUCCAUAAAGACGGUAAGAAUCUAAAAAAUAGGAUCUCCAUUGAGUGA